AUGCCAUCCCAGUCUGCACUCCUUGUUGGAUCCAAUGUGAGUAAUACGUCGUCUUUGCUGGUCACCGAACAGUUGGACGGUCCGUCGCGUCGUCUGCUUAAGGCCCGCAGCCACCGGAUGGACAAAGUAGAAAUCCAUACGAAAACGAUGACCACAAUUUUACUCUGCGAGACCAUGAGAUUUACUGUUUACAAACUGCAAAUUCGCAGCACUGCGUGCUUUGCGAACAGUGGUGAGUCGACGCUUAUCAAGCGCUACUCAGAGUUCUUUUGCUUCCGUCAGACGCUACUAAAGCUUCUUAAGAAGUGGGAUCUACAGCUCCGUUGCGAUAGUGAACAGCUACAAAACAGAGAGAGAUUUAGCAAAGAGUUUGAAUUGGUGUCGAGACUGUUGUUGCCAGCGCUCCAAACCCCCACAUUUCCUCGCAAGCACAUGCGUAGCGAUACUAUCACCAUCAUCAAUGAACGACGCAAGAAGCUACAGCAGUUCGUGCGCACGAUACUGGACGUGUACACAGAUAUUUCUUUAACUCUUUGUGACCCACAAAUAAGCGAUACUCGCAGCUUUUUCAAUCUUAACGAGAUCAUUCAAGUGGUAGAAGAAUUUAUGGAUAUUUCUCCGCAACAAAAAGAGAUCAAUCGUCGCCAAACUGCUGCCGUGCUGGCUCUGGAAGAUGUCGACAAAACCACUUCGGACUGCAUAAAGCUCACAUGCUCUAUUUGUUUGAGUGACGAAGACCCGAAAAAGUUUGUGCAAGAAAGAAUGGUAAAGCUUCCGUGCUCACAUCACUUUCAUGAAGAUUGCGUCAUUGACUGGUACAACACCAGCCCCACCUGUCCAUUAUGUCGGCAGCCUGCCCUUAUAGAUUAG
Messenger RNA from Plasmopara halstedii, 870 nucleotides. RefSeq names its product kazal serine protease inhibitor 2. The record is from RefSeq and is a predicted model, not a curated record. Bases 1 to 870 code for a protein of 289 amino acids. NCBI's taxonomy places the organism in Eukaryota, Oomycota, Peronosporomycetes, Peronosporales, Peronosporaceae. Gene Ontology annotation, biological process: protein ubiquitination. Gene Ontology annotation, cellular component: cytoplasm. The transcript has a single exon. Gene Ontology annotation, molecular function: phosphatidylinositol binding; ubiquitin protein ligase activity.